AUUUUUUAACUAUAUGGAACGUAACAUUAAAAAAACAUAGAACAAUCACAAAAAUAGAUAUUUUAUUAAAAUAAUUUAAUAAUUGGACAUAUGAACAUCAGAUAGAAUAUAUUUUGAAUUUAUUGUUUAUCUUUAAGGAAUACAAUCAGUGAUGCUGAAGAAAGGACGCAAAUAAUAAUACUGUAUCUAUCAACAGAGCGAACUUGCUAAUAAACACAGUCCAAGGUUUAACGUCCUAGGAAAAAUAUAUCAAUUGAUCUUGAUUCUAUAUUAAGCAUAUAAUUAGACUUAAUGGCAGCCCAAGAGGAUACAUCCAGUACAGACUCCGAAUUCUUCGACACAACUAAACUUUCACAGGAAGUAGAUUUAAUAAUCAGACGGAAAAACGUGACGUUACAUCUCGAUAUGCGAGACAACGUCACAGUUAACGAACUCAAGAAAAUGAUCGAAGCUAUAUUGCACAUACAGCCAGAGGAUCAACAGCUAUUUCUCAUGUUUGAGAAUAAUGAAAAGCUUGACACAUAUCGGGAAUUUUCCAAUCCUAUGGCAUGCUUGUCCGAGUAUGUGCACAUUUCAUCACCAGUACAUCCUGCAGUAGUGGGCCUGGCUGUGCGACAAGAGAAUGGGUCAUUCGAAAAACUGGAAAUAACAUCUUACUCAAUGUCAAACUCUUCAAAAUUGCUGUCAGAAUUCCCUACUGAUGAUAUUUUAAAAAAAGCCCGCAAAAUAUAUGCAAAAUUUUGGAGGUAACCGAUAAAUGAGGCAUAGGAUGAUAAAGAAACUGGAAAAUAAUACGAGAUUGCAUUUAUCGACAAUGAAGUUUUGUAUCAUGUGCAACUAACUGGUCCAAAUUUUGGAUAACAAAGCAGAAAGAAUAUAUAUUUUAAUGUAAAUACUAUAGUGUAAGCAUACUCCUACUAAAUAAUUCUAUUCAUAUUGCAUAUAAUUUUAUACAAAUCACAAAACUUUGCAGUACUGAAUUUAUUAGGAAUACUAUCACCUUUGUAGUAUUGAGAUCUUUGAUAUUGACAAAUUCACGUUGUGUAACUCACACAUGGAAGACUUAAUGUAACUUACUGAACUAUGACACAAAUGUAUAAAUAAUAACUGAUAAAUAAUAAGCUUUUCAUAAUACAAUCAAUAUUUCACACAAUAUAAAUUUUACAUUUUCUUCAA
Messenger RNA from Solenopsis invicta (red fire ant), 1176 nucleotides. RefSeq lists its product as uncharacterized. Bases 292 to 750 code for a protein of 152 amino acids. The record is from RefSeq and is a predicted model, not a curated record. Gene Ontology annotation, cellular component: VCB complex; elongin complex. Lineage: Eukaryota; Metazoa; Arthropoda; Insecta; Hymenoptera; Formicidae. The transcript is spliced from 3 exons. Gene Ontology annotation, biological process: transcription elongation by RNA polymerase II.